Messenger RNA from Orbilia oligospora ATCC 24927, 687 nucleotides. RefSeq lists its product as uncharacterized. Bases 1 to 687 code for a protein of 228 amino acids. The transcript is spliced from 5 exons. The record is from RefSeq and is a predicted model, not a curated record. Lineage: Eukaryota; Fungi; Ascomycota; Orbiliomycetes; Orbiliales; Orbiliaceae.
AUGUCUCUCGACGAUAAAUUCAAGGCUCUGGCUGCCUAUACCGCCUGCGAUAUCUCGGAUGCCCUCCUCAAACUAAAAGUCCCCGGUGCCGGCUUCCUCGCCGAUAUCUGUGAGGAAGUAGCCCUCCACACCCCCUCCAAACCCCUCCAAACCCCCAUCAUCUCCCCCGCCCACACAGUCCUCUUCGUCCCCAAAUCCUCACCAACUCCUUCUCUCCUCCCUCCUUCCUCUCACUUCGCCGACCUGACCCCUCCUUCCACAAUAACUCUGAUCUCCCAACCUCCAAACCAAAGAAACGCCGUCCUGGGCGGUCUGGUAGCCGCUCGUAUCCAAAAACUUGGUAGUCUGGCGAUCAUAGUCGACGGCAGGAUUAGAGAUAUUACCGAAUUGAAGAAUCUGGGAGUGGAUGUUUGGGCUAAGGGGACUAGUACUGUUGGUGCUGGGGGGGAGUCGAAGUGUGUGGCUGUUGGGGUUGAGAUUGAGGUUGAAGGGGUUAAGGUUGUUCCUGGAGAUAUUAUAUUUGCCGACCCGGUAAACGGCGUCGUAUCGAUUCCUCAGGAUAAACUGGAUGCUGUCCUCGAGUUACUUCCAAAGAUCACAGGUGCCGAUGAUAAAGUCCGAAUCGACGUUCUCCAAAACAACAGUGGUCUGCAGGAAGCAUUCAAAAAGCACCGCAGUAGCUUGUGA